AUGAAACAAGGACGCAGUCAAAGGACACGCAAGGAAAGCACCAUUCUCGCACAGCACGAGUCUCAGCUAGACUUGUCUAUCCAGUCUUCGACUUCUUCGAUCAACAUUGAGCCCAGCCAGGAAAAAACAGCUUUGAACAGGCAACAUUCACUCCCAGAGGGCGGCAAAUUUGACAGCGGGCAAGGCCAGGUGCAGGAGCUGCUUCCAAAAUUUUCAACAGACGUUUCACCACGUUUUGACCCGAAUUUUCUGGAGAGACUGAGCCAACAAUUAAGCGUUCAAGAUGGGGAUAUUCUCUCUGGCCUUAUCAUUUCCCAGUUGCCUUCUUUCACUUCUGAAAAUCUUCCAUCGCCGUCACCAAGUUCAGGGGACGAAGUCGAACUAUCACCCCAGGAUGUAUCUGGCUUUGAUAUUAACAUUACGGAUAACUUCCCAUAUUUACACACCUCCAAUCUACUUUUACCACCAACCCCACCGACCCAGUCAUGUCAGUGCCUGGCUGCAGUUGUCUUUGCUGUUGAGGAAUUCAAGACCAGUUGUAAUACCAGGAAUCGAGCCGAACUGGACACAACCAUUGCAUACCAGAAAAAAGCCAUCAAUUGUUGUCGUUGGAUGAUCAACUGCAUCACCUGUAAAAACAAGAGGGAGAACUUUGUCCUGCUGGUUUUUAUCAUGGAGAUAAUCGUUGCGGCCAGCGGGCAAAUUGUUGUACUCUAUAGUAUGAAAGAUGGCACAUCUGACACUCAGCCGACCAUAGGACUAUCAUCGUUGCAGGACUACGAUCACAUCCCUGAGGUUUGGGAUUUUGGCGCCGCUUCUUCUUCUCCAUCCGUUUCGACCAAGUCAGCGUCUAUGAACAUGCUGUCGGAUUGGCGGGAACUCCUUCUGGGUGACUACGAAGUAAGCUCUCGACAAGAAUGGGAGCACUUAGUGCGCGUUUUGAUUUUGCUUCAACUAAGGGCGAUGAUAGAGAUGUUCGCGGCCAUGAAGAAUAUGAGUGACGAUGUCCUGGGGGAGAUGCAGAAGGCGAUCCUAGGGCGAGCUGAAACAAGUGUUUGUGAAUUUGAAAAAAGUGUCUGCAUUCAGUAG
Penicillium atrosanguineum is the source of this 1089-nucleotide messenger RNA. RefSeq lists its product as uncharacterized. Bases 1 to 1089 code for a protein of 362 amino acids. Lineage: Eukaryota; Fungi; Ascomycota; Eurotiomycetes; Eurotiales; Aspergillaceae. The transcript has a single exon. The record is from RefSeq and is a predicted model, not a curated record.